Clupea harengus (Atlantic herring) is the source of this 4269-nucleotide messenger RNA. RefSeq names its product nuclear factor of activated T cells 3b (gene nfatc3b). NCBI's taxonomy places the organism in Eukaryota, Metazoa, Chordata, Actinopteri, Clupeiformes, Clupeidae. Gene Ontology annotation, biological process: cytokine production; regulation of transcription by RNA polymerase II; calcineurin-NFAT signaling cascade. Gene Ontology annotation, cellular component: transcription regulator complex. Gene Ontology annotation, molecular function: DNA-binding transcription factor activity, RNA polymerase II-specific; transcription factor binding; RNA polymerase II cis-regulatory region sequence-specific DNA binding. The record is from RefSeq and is a predicted model, not a curated record.
GCGUGGAAAUUGUUGCAUUUUAGUUGAAGUAAUGUCAUGUCGAAUUGUGUUACGUAAGGGAUAGCCUACACUUCAAAGGCUACACUUCAGUGUGUGGCACGGAGGGGGAGGUCCAAUAGUGUACUAACUACUCAAUGUUGUCUUUCGAGUUUUGACGUCAUGUUAACAACUGCUCUCUAGCCUUUCGUGUAAUGUGAAAGUUACUGCAAGUGUUUUGGAGCUAAGGAAAGUGUUACGUUACAUGAACUAUUCCUACUCGGGGUUCAUGUUCUUACAAGUAACGACAGCGGAAACAACUUGAUAUCAGAAACAAACUUAUGCAAACCGUCUUCGGGGUGCAUGUUCCGCAUUUGCACUCUUCGGUCUGUGUAGCUGCAAAGUAGCCCGCUCGACUUAAAUAAACUUUUUGCUGACUGUAGGAUACUUCAAGUUAAUCCAAGUAUCGGGCGAUUUGCGGUACGGACUGGAACAAAUGCAAUGAAUAGCGCAAACUACACAGACGAAUUAGACUUCAGACUUACUUUCGGCGAGGACGGCACACAGCAGCCACUAGGCCACGAAGAUAUUGGCUUUAAUGAUGACUGCUACUUCCUCAAUGUUGGCCUGCCUCAGUCUGCGGUUAACCAGCCUGUAGCGAACUUGCAGCAGAACCCUCCGACAUUUAUCCCUGCCACAGAACUGCAAAGUCCCGGUGCUUAUAAAGCCAGCUGCACUGUCACCAGAGGGACUGUACACAACGCCUUGGAGUCGCCCUCCAGGUUGUUUGACUGCCCCAGCAUCCAGAUCACCUCCAUCCCAACCAGCUGUAACCAUGAUGUGGGGGCCUGCCAGCACCGCGUGCAGAUGCAUAGCUCUGAGGUGGAAGGCGGCAGUGCUGGCUUGUCGAGAGGCCACCUGUACCUCCCCUUGGAGCCGGCCUACAGAGACCAGUCCUCCCUCUGCCCCAGUCCCUGCAGCAGCCUGUCCUCCCGCAGCUGGUGGUCGGACGCCUCAUCUUGCGAGUCCUUCUCCCACGUGUACGACGACGUCGAGGCUGAACUCAACGAAGCAGCGGCUCACUUUAAGCUGAACUCACCUCUGGUGUCUCCUCUAAGCUCUCCCUUACCCUCGCCCCUGGCGUCCCCACUGGCCUCUCCUCAAGUCUCUCCCCAGGUCUCGCCCUUCGGAUCUCCGGGAACAACACAACACCCCGGGCCGGGAGAGGACCCUUGGCUGCGCUACCAUCUCCAGCAGCCCUCUCAAGCCCUGUUUGCUCACUCGCUGUCCCCACAUCAGUCACCCUAUCAGUCGCCACGCACAAGCGUUUCAGAGGAAACCUGGCUGAGUCCCCGUCCCGCCUCGUCCUCCUCACGGCCCUCUUCCAGGCCCUCAUCUCGACCCGCCUCACCCUGCGGUAAGAGGCGUCACUCGUGUGCGGAUGGCUCCGCAGGUGUCUCCUCGCCUCACCUCUCUCCCGUCCCCACCCCCACUCACUCCCCGCGGGGCAGCGUGACGGAGGAAACCUGGGCUGGGAACGCCAUGCUUUUUUAUCCACAGCCGCUACAGGCCGAGGUGGAUGUUCCUCACAAAACUAGGAAGACCUAUCAGAGUCUGGAGCAGUGCAACUCAGGCGGCCCCCUGGGGUCCAGCCUCGAGGAGCAGGGCCUCAAGACUUUGAGUUCGUUGCUGGAUUACCCCACAGCAUCAUCUCUACCUGGACAGAGAAGAGAAGACAUCGUGGAGCAUUUCCUUUCUGUUCCCUCUCACUUCACCUGGAGUAAACCCAAACCAACUCAGACACCUAUUCAUACAACGUCCUCCCUCCCUCCUCUGGAGUGCCCCUUGCCCAGCCAGUUGGGGCCGUACGAGCUCAGCAUAGAGGUGCAGCCCCGGGACCACCACAGGGCCCACUACGACGAGGGCAGCCGCGGAGCCAUCAAAGCAGCCUGUGGGGGACACCCUGUAGUUAAGCUCGUAGGAUAUAGUGAAAAGCCAAUCAACCUUCAGAUUUUCAUUGGGACUGCAGAUGAGCAGAGCGUGCGGCCACAUGCCUUCUACCAGGCGCACAGGAUCACGGGGAAGACGGUCUCCACUGCCAGUCAGGAGACGGUCUUAAGCAACACCAAAGUCCUGGAGGUCCCACUCCUUCCUGAGAACAACAUGUCUGCCAGCAUUGACUGUGCUGGAAUCCUGAAGCUCCGAAACUCCGAUAUUGAGCUGCGGAAGGGAGAGACGGACAUCGGACGGAAGAACACGCGCGUGCGGGUCGUGUUCCGUGUUCAUGUUCCCCUUGUGGACGGGACAAUGCUGUCGUUACAGGCCGCUUCGAUUGCCGUGGAGUGCUCCCAGCGUGCCGUUCUUGAGCUUCCGCACAUAGAGAAGUUCAGUCCCGUCAGUGGAUCGAUGAACGGAGGAGAAGAGAUGUAUAUUAAAGGCCCUAAUAUCUUCCCAGACUCAAAAGUCAUCUUCCUACAAAAAGGUCCAGAUGGUCGAACUCUUUGGGAGGCUGAGGCAAGAACUAUUAGAGAGAAGUCAGCAGAGAUGAAUAUUGUGGUACAAAUUCCUCCUUACCACAAUAAGAACAUGACAUCCUCAGUUCAGGUCCUCUUUUAUGUGACGAAUGGAAAGAGGAAGAAAAGCACAACACAACACCUCACAUACGUGCCAGCAGGCGUGAAGCAGGAGAGCGGCCAUCAGGGAAAUCUAAACACCAUCAGUCACACAGAACCGCACCACGGAGGUACCCAGCUGUCUUUCGCCCAGUAUGCCUAUUCUACGGACCAUUGCCAAUACACGGGAGGAGUGCCUGCUGCUGCGCUCUCCUCGUUGGACAGUAGUCCGUCUUCCCACCACCAUCAUAGAGCGGGGCUGGUGGAUGUGGAGGCUGCUGACUCUCAGCACAUCCUCCACAGCUUGGUGUCCAUGGACCCAGUGUUCCUGGGAGCUCACCAGAACGUCGGUACGCAAUUUUGUCUAAACAAAAUAAGCAAAGUCUCACCCCAACCAGCCUGCAAACCUGCGAAUGCUCAUCAGCCAGCAGCCCACCUGUCAGGCUUCAGUCCCUCGAGUGUGGAGCACAAGUCGUUCGGCAGCUAUCCUUCAGGUGCCAACGAUACAUCUUUAAGCAAUGCCUCUUUCCAGCUGCUGCAGUCUCCAGGGUAUCAGUGCCCUGGCCCAGUGGGUCCGCGUGCAGCAGUACGCAGCCUGGCUCAUCUGAAGGAUGCUGCUGCCUUAUACCCUCAAGCCACACACCAAUCACCCAGUCACCCCAGAGUAGUAGCACAUGGAGAUUAUCACCAGAUGAUCAUCAAACCACUGUCUCUCCAAGCAGUGAGCAGUAGCAGUAGCAGCACCUCCCCUUGGCCCUCCUGUGCUCCUCCUCCUGAUGUCCCGCUGGUCUCUCAGCCCUCCUACCCCACCCAGAGGGAGCACUUCAUCAUUAAGCAGGAGCCCGAGGAGAACCAGGGGACGACCCUCACGUCCACGGGACUUCACAGCGUCACACUUGAUGAUGUGAGUGAGAUCAUCGUCAGAGACCUCUUCCAGAGCCCAGAUUCCUCCGGCCCAGUGGCGAACCAGAACCAUGUCUAGCCCCUGUCUGUAAGACGCACCCAGAUAUACCUUUGAGAACAAUGUGUGGAUACCACCUCCGUAUGUCAGCCUUCCUUACAUAAAGCCGAGGACAGAAUUCUUUAUUGAACAGUUUACUGUUGACAGCAGUGGUCUGUAAAUAAGUUGUAAGAAAGCAAUAUAUACAUUCAGGCAUGACACUGCACUAGUGAGAAUUUGUAGCAGGUUAUGUCAGUAUACAUUUGUUUGUAUAUUGUCUUAUUUGGCUCAUAAGUUUGUAAAUACAAUUGUAAUUGUAAAGGUUUGUAGUGCAUAAUGUAUAUAUGCUGGAUUUUUUUAUUUUAAUCAGGUUCCGUACAUAUAUGAUAAUUUAUAUUUAAGUAAAUUUGAUAAAUGACGUACAUUUUACCACUUUACCACAGCCAGUUAUUUCAAGGUAGUAUAUUAAAUGUAAAUAAACAAAAAAAAAAAUCUAAAAAAAUUGCAAUAUAAUGAUGGCUUAUUUUUACAACGAACAUGAGGUAUAAUGAUCCCACUCUGUAAACUGUAAAGUGGUGUGGUAUUGUUGAUUUCUGCUAUGGGUGUUUUUAAUGUAGUUCAUAUAAUGAGUUGUUGGAUUUUGUAAUGGAGUAUGCUGUAGCAUAUGUAUUCAUAUGCAUAUGAUCUAAAAUAUUUUGAAGACUGGGAGACCUUUUUUCUAAUUAAAUGAAUUAAUGAAAA